Echinops telfairi (small Madagascar hedgehog) is the source of this 1653-nucleotide messenger RNA. It is a transcript of the gene MAF1, whose product is annotated as MAF1 homolog, negative regulator of RNA polymerase III. Gene Ontology annotation, biological process: negative regulation of transcription by RNA polymerase III. The transcript has 8 exons. The record is from RefSeq and is a predicted model, not a curated record. The coding region runs from base 430 to 1206 and encodes 258 amino acids. Gene Ontology annotation, cellular component: nucleus. Lineage: Eukaryota; Metazoa; Chordata; Mammalia; Afrosoricida; Tenrecidae. Gene Ontology annotation, molecular function: RNA polymerase III core binding.
UGUUGUUGUCUGGACAGAGGCGGAGGUCGCUCGCUGGUUCGCUCGGUCGCCAGGGCGAUCUGUGGCGGUCGGCCAGCAGGUCGGUCGCGGACGUCUGCGUUGUGCAGGGGGCCGAGGCUAUGUCGCGGUGGCAGCCCGGAUGGGCCGGCAAGGCCGGGAGUAACGGGACGUCUUCGCGGAGCUUCUUCCCCCGGAUAUUGUGCGGUCCGAGCGGAGGCCGCUGCGCCGUCCUGCGGUCCUGAGGAGCCUGCGCUGCCCAGUGCCCCCACGACGCUCUCUCCGGUAUUAACACCAACAGACCCGACACAGCUGGACCUAGCCCAGCCCAAAUAGGAGGGUGCAGGCAAAACCCAGGGCCAGAGACCCACGCCUGGCCUCCAGCCCUCAGGUGCCACUAGCCCCCCUGGAUCAGAGCCCCCUCAAAGGAGCAUGAAGCUGUUGGAGAACUCAAGCUUCGAGGCCAUCAACUCGCAGCUGACUGUGGAGACAGGUGAUGCUCACAUCAUUGGCAGGAUCGAGAGCUACUCCUGUAAGAUGGCAGGGGACGACAAGCACAUGUUCAAACAGUUCUGCCAGGAGGGCCAGCCCCAUGUGCUGGAGGCGCUGUCCCCGCCGCAGACUUCUGGUCUCAGUCCCAGCAGCAGACUUAGUAAGAGCCAGGGUGGUGAGGAUGAAGGUCCCCUGAGCGACAAGUGCAGCCGCAAGACGCUCUUCUACUUGAUUGCCACGCUCAACGAGUCCUUCCGGCCUGACUACGACUUCAGCGCUGCCCGGAGCCACGAGUUCAGCCGAGAACCCAGCCUCAGUUGGGUGGUGAAUGCUGUCAACUGUAGUCUGUUCUCUGCCGUGCGGGAGGACUUCCGGGCCCUGAAGCCGCAGCUGUGGAACGCGGUGGACGAGGAGAUCUGCCUGGCCGAAUGCGACAUCUACAGCUAUAACCCAGACUUGGACUCAGACCCCUUUGGGGAGGAUGGCAGCCUCUGGUCCUUCAACUACUUCUUCUACAACAAGCGCCUCAAGCGGAUUGUCUUCUUUAGCUGCCGCUCCAUCAGUGGCUCCACCUACACCCGUUCGGAGGCAGGCAAUGAACUGGACAUGGAGCUGGAGGAGGAGGAGGAGGAGGAGAAUAGAGGCAGAGGCAGUGAGGGUGGGCCCGAGGAGACCAGUGCCAUUGAGGAGGACAGGGUCCAGGUGAUCUGUAUGUGAGCAGAAGAAGCGGAGCCCCAGUUUCACCCAGCUUCUAUGGAUGUCCGGACCUACCUGCCCGAGGGCCCAGCGCCUCCCUCAGCUGCUGGCCCUUUGGUUCCAACCUUUGACCGUCCCCUCACCCUCACACUCCCCUCAUGCCCACCCUGUGGCUGGCGAGGACAGCACGGGGCCUGGUGGAAGGGCCACUGCCCUGCCCAAACGAACUGCCACGGAGCAGGGACAGCUGGACCAUAGAGUUUAUUUUUCUAUUUUGACUGAGGCAAGGCCUGGGCCUUCACACUCCGCCCGAAGAGCCCACUGCCCAGACCCGGCCCCAGGCCCCAGCGGACCUCUGUACUGGGCUUGGGCCAGCCAGCCUGGCCCCCACCUUGCCCAUCAGGACACGUGCACUGAGUGUCACUUUGCUGCAGCUCGUUUGUUUCCAAUAAAAGUUUCCGUGAUUUA